Messenger RNA from Gossypium raimondii (Peruvian cotton), 713 nucleotides. Its product is annotated as homeobox protein knotted-1-like 1. Bases 77 to 538 code for a protein of 153 amino acids. The transcript is spliced from 4 exons. Gene Ontology annotation, cellular component: nucleus. Gene Ontology annotation, molecular function: DNA binding. The record is from RefSeq and is a predicted model, not a curated record. NCBI's taxonomy places the organism in Eukaryota, Viridiplantae, Streptophyta, Magnoliopsida, Malvales, Malvaceae.
UCACUUCACUUUUUUUGGUUUACAAAUAUGGCAAAACUAUUUAGUUGUUGUAGGCUCUGCAAAAGAAAGUGGAAAAAUGGAGGCUAAUAAGAACAAUAAUGUUGGAGUAAAUCAUCAUCAUCAUCACAAGGAAGAAGAAGAUGAUGAUGAGCUUCUCAAGACCAGGAUUUCAAGCCAUCCUUUGUAUGAGAGGCUCGUUGAGAAUCACCUCAAUUGCUUAAAGGUUGGAGGCAUUGGAGAUAGAGGCAGAAAUAAUAGCAAGAGCAACCAAAGGAAAGCUGAGCAUAGUAUUAGUACUAAGAUUAAUCCAUGUUGUAGCAGCAUGCAGCUGAAUCAAUCAGAGUUAGACCUCUUUAUGGAAGGAUAUUGCUCGGCACUGAGCAAGCUAAAGGAAGCCAUGGAAGAACCUCAGCAGCAAACAAUAGCUUUCAUCAACGGCAUGCAUUCUCAACUCAGGGACCUCGCUAGGCCCACUCACCUCUCACCUGAUGUUUUUCUUCAAGAAACAGCCAGGAAUAAUUCAAAGUACGUGGAUUAAUGCUGCAAAAGUUGUGACAAUUGGGUACCUGAAAAAUGACUAAACUUGAAGAAGCCAUUGCAGCCAACCAAACCCCUCCUGCUUCAACAAUCCCUCUCUAACAUCAUUAUCCAAAACUUUGUAACCUAAGCUUAUUAUUUAUAUAUGUGAUGCUUGAGUUCUUAUUUCCUUGAUA